AUUUCGUCGUCGAAAACAGGAAAGAUGUACUUAUUUAAUAUGCUGCUUGCGCUCAAUUAACAGUGUUAACAAUUUUUUUCGCGGUUCGCAUGUAGUCCGACCUUUAAAAUUGCAGUAAUAAAGAAAGAUUAUCCGGUAUUAAAAACAGGUUUGUGUUUCCCAAGCUAAGUUUGUGCAUAUUUAAAUUGAAUUUGUGUCUAAGAUCUCAAGAUUUAAACAGGGAUUACAUCGACUCGCAGAUUAUGGGGCAUUCCUCGAAUGGAUACGUAAAUUCUUCUAGAAAUAUUUCCGAAGAAACAAAAUCAUGGAAAGACGAAUAUCACAAGAGAUUUUUAGAAGCAUACAUUCUCGUUUCGCUCGUCUGUAUAAUCGCCAACAUACUUAUAAUAUUUGUCAUCUUAAAGUACAAGCGGUUACGUCAAGAAAAGUGGAACAUUAUUAUCUUGAAUUGGGCCAUAAUUAACUGCCCACUUAUGAUGACUGCUCCUAUAACGUUUGGUUUAGCUGUUUAUGCAUCGCAUUUGGUGCCACAAAGCGCCUUUUGUUUUGUAUAUCAUAUGGAAUUUACUUUGUUUUUGAUCGACAUCGUACUAAUUGUGAUUCUAACCGUUUAUUGGUACAUGAAAUUAUACCACACCGAAAAACAUAAGAAGUUUGAUCAGCAUAUCAAAUGCGUUUUAAUAUUCGUUUACAUUUUCUUAAUAUCACUCACAGCUUUGAAUAUAGAUGCUUGUUUUAAUUCGCGGAUUUUCACACUGACGGGACUAAUUUUGGUCAUCACCUAUUUGGCGUUUGUUUUGUUUAUGCCCAUUAUAAAUAUCGUGCAUGCUGUGAAAAAACGGAGACUAGUAGACUACAGCAAUCGGAAAAAUGUUCCGUUUAUGCUGUCUAAUAUACUGUUCUUAUCUCAUUUGCCAGGUUUUUUAGUCUUGUUCGCCACACCUUUCCUCAGUCCUUUUACGAAUCAGAUACUAUCGAGCAUAGCCUUCUUCAUUGCAAUUUUGAAUCCUGUUUAUUUUUUCAUAGUUUUGUAUCACGGCGACAGAAAUUACAACAUAUUUUUAAAGCACGUGUUUAGCUGUAGAUGCAGGGAAUACAACGACGAACUUGUAGAACAACCUGUCAGUUAUAACAAUGGAGUUGAGAAUAAAUGCUGAGGGAAUGUUAA
Anoplophora glabripennis (Asian longhorned beetle) is the source of this 1168-nucleotide messenger RNA. RefSeq names its product chemokine C-C motif receptor-like 2. Lineage: Eukaryota; Metazoa; Arthropoda; Insecta; Coleoptera; Cerambycidae. Gene Ontology annotation, cellular component: neuron projection. The transcript has 3 exons. Bases 243 to 1157 code for a protein of 304 amino acids. Gene Ontology annotation, molecular function: G protein-coupled receptor activity; peptide binding. The record is from RefSeq and is a predicted model, not a curated record.